Monoraphidium neglectum is the source of this 792-nucleotide messenger RNA. RefSeq lists its product as hypothetical. The transcript has a single exon. NCBI's taxonomy places the organism in Eukaryota, Viridiplantae, Chlorophyta, Chlorophyceae, Sphaeropleales, Selenastraceae. The record is from RefSeq and is a predicted model, not a curated record. The coding region runs from base 1 to 792 and encodes 263 amino acids.
AUGGGGUCCAGGCGCCGCCUUUGGAGCGGUGGACGCGCGUUGUCGGGUCUGGCGCCAGCGCGGCGCCGCGCUGCCAGCCCCGCCGAACCCACCCGCAACUCACCCCUGCUCCCGCCCUCGCCCCGCGCACGCGACCGCGCGCAGCCCUGCUGCGCGCGCACCCCGACGGUGACCUACCUCGGCGUGAGCCCGCCCGUGCGGUCGGGCGCCGCAAACCCCUGGGCGCACGACCGCAGCUGGACGCGCUCGGCGUACAACGCGUCUCACACAAACCUCCAGGCCCUCCGCGAGCUCGACUCCACCGGCGAGUCCUUCCUGCGCGCCGGGGGCCGCCCGGCGCCGCGCAGCGCGGCCGCGCCGGGCGGCGCGCGCGUGGACGCAGCUAGCCUGGUGCUUGCGUCACCGGACCCGCUGAUGCCAUGCUCGCUGUCGGCGGCCGCGGCGCUCGAGGAAGGCCUGGAGAACGGCUGCUGCGCGUCUGGCUCCGGGUCAGAGGACGAGGAACGCCUGUCCGACGCUGGCUCUGAGGCGGCGGCGGGCACGGCGCCCUUUGCGCUGCCGGCGUCCGCCUCCGACCCGCCGCGGCACGACCUGGGGCGCGUGCGCACGCCCUUUGGCAGGGCGGCGGGCGCAGCGCCUACUGACGGCGCAAAGUUGCCUCUUGGGCCGCCCCCGCAGCCUGCGGCGCAGCUGGCUCCGCAACCUAUGCAGCAGCAGCAGCAACAGCAGCGCGCAUGCGGCAAGCAGCACGCGCUCGAGCCCUUUGCUUGCCACACUCAAUACUAUGUCUGA